This is a messenger RNA of Cladocopium goreaui, 2679 nucleotides long. The record is from the annotation of a GenBank genome assembly. Lineage: Eukaryota; Dinophyceae; Suessiales; Symbiodiniaceae.
AUGAGGCGCCUUCCAAGAGCAGCGACCAACAGUUUGCCGCUGAGAGACGUAAAGCCCUGGACAUGGCUGCAGGGUCUCGGCGCGGCGCGGCUCAUCUCCUGCUGUGUCAUUUGGUCUGCAUGUUGGUCUGUGUGCCGCAGAAGUUAUUUGACCACCUCCGUGCUAGUCUCGCGACUACUGCUACUGAUCUAUGGCAUUAUCUUCUGGUCCCUGUCCGGGCAAGCCGAGCCCUUGAUGGGCCCCCAGGGGCUGGUGCCCCAGCUAUCGGCCCAACAGGUGCAGCGCAUGGGGCGGAUGCCGCUGCUGGCGCUGGGGGCCUUGGCACCAGUUGGUCCCUUAGGCGCUGCUAUCGUGGCUGGAGCCUUGAGUUGGCUCACUGCAGUCUAUCGCAGCUACCUGAAAGUGGAGUUCCUCCGUUUCCAAUGGGACAUUCUGGCCGUGGAAUCGGGUGCCCUGGGUGUCCUUUUGGCACUGUCGCAGCUGCCGCACUUCGUCGAAACGCGGCGCAUUUGCGCGGCGCUGGCGUGUCAGUGCGUCACACUGCUCUGCUUCAAACUGAUGUGGGGCUCCUGUCUUUGCAAACUCCAAUCAGGCUGUCCUGAGUGGAACUUCGGUAGCGCCAUGGCGCACCACCACCGUACCACCUGCCUUCCCAAGCCCCUGGCACGGCCGCUACACCGCUGGAGCGGGGAAAGACGGGUCUCCAAUGUGCAGGGCUUGAUGACCCUGUGGGCGGAAGGCCCUUUGUCUAUAUUGGCGCUCAGCGGCUGCCCUUGGGCCCGUGCUGCUUGCUGCCUGCUGUGGUGUGGCUUGAUGCUGGGCAUUGUUGUGUCUGGCAACUACGGAUUUUUCAACCUCCUCACCUGCAUCCUAUCAGCUUCCCUCCUGGACGAUCAACAGCUGACUCCUCUGGCGCGCCGCCUCCACCCACUUGCGGACGCGCCCACGGGGAUGCUGUGGCCGUGGUGCCUUUGGGACGGACUGCUCGUGGCGCUGGUGACUGCCGCCUGGGCACUGUACACUGCAUCCACUGUCUCUGCCAUCCACAGGAUCUGCGCGCCCAAAGCACCUGAAGGUUGGUGUCGCAGGAUCGAAGAGAGACUCCGUGCACUGGGACUGGCUGGGAGGUACGGGCUCUUUGCACGGAUGACCACCAGCCGAGACGAGGUGGUCCUGCGCGAGCUGCACCGCCUCCCUCCAGAUCUGGCGCAGCGCGCCGUGAGGGACGGCCUGGCGGUUUCCGCGGGCGAGGAGUUUUGGGUGGAGUUGGCGUUGCCCUUCAAACCGGGACCUUUGAAUCGCGCUCCCCCAGUGCUUCUGAAUCACAUGCCUCGUUUAGACUGGCAGAUGUGGUUUGUUUCACUCCGCUGGGCUGAUGGCGAGCAGCCCAGCUGGUUCCAAGACUUUCUGCAAGGCUUGAUGGACCGAAAGCCUAGCGUGUUGAAGCUAGUGGCGCAUCCAUGGCAACACGAGGUGCAGAAGUUUGCAUUGACGCAACGACCUGGUGCGAUACGUGUGACUUUGGAGGACUAUGACUACAACCCCCUUCCUGAUGCCAAAAGGAAGGAUGAGGUCAGGGCCAAGGGAGGUCAAUGCUUUUUUGACACCUUCAAAAAAGGCGCCGGUGGAAAGGACAGCACAACAUGGUGGGAGCUCAGUGGACGCUGGUGGCGUUUGAACCUCACUAAAUCCCUGGGACUCUUGCAGACCAGUGGCACGGUCACUCGCAACACUGUGUUGGACCCUGCCAUUCUGGUCAUAGGUCUGGUGAGUAUAGUCAUCGCCCUCUCAGCGUUCAUGGCCUUUUGUACCUCGAGCAGCUCGGGCAAACGGAAGGUGACCCGCUGUCCAGCCCCGGCCACGGCCCCAAACCGGCCAGCGCCCGCGAUGCCCGCGAUGCCUGAGGACAUGGCGCAGAAGGGCCGAUGCCUUUCGACGGCUUUGCGCGCACGAGGCAGCAAAGGAAGUGAAAGUAUGAGGCCGUCUGAGGUCAACCCAACCAGUUCGGUGUCCGUGCCUGCCGCCUCGGACACGUCGCUUCCGCCACCGCAGGAGCCCAAGCACAUCGGAGGUGAAGAGGGAGGCAUGUUCAAUUGGUCCCCGCGUUCGGCCGAAGACUUCGAGACGCUGUGUCCAUGCCUGGUGGUCCCUGAUGGCAUGGAAUUCGUCUUCGCCGUGCGCGAGGUCCUGACGGUGGUUCGGCAAGAGCUCUCCUUCUCUGUGGUUGACCUGGAUGGGUCUCCAUUGAGUCAUAUCAUCGUCAAUGAAACUGGCUCUGGGCCCCAGUGUGGCAUUUUCCUCCAGAUGCUGGAUGGCGAGCCCUUGGCUUCCAUCCGCACAGAUAUGCUCCACUCGUGGCCGGGGCGUUUGCCAGAGAUGUGCUAUGCCUCUGGAGAGGUUUUUGGCCGAGUAGCCAAGGGUGAUGGUCGAGACUAUGUACUGCGAGACAACGAGGAUCGGAUCUUGUUACGCUUGGAAGGCAAUUUCAAGGAGAAGACGGUGAAGGCGACGAGCUGGUGCGGUGAACUGAUUGCGCUCAGCGAACGCUGCAUCAUCAGCCUGGAUGGUGGGGCCCAUUACCAAGUACGUGUAGCUCCUGGGGCGGAUGCCGGCCUGGUACUGUGCAGUUUGCUUGCGAUGGACAAGAUCGAGGGUGGCGGACGCUCAACCUCACCAUAG